AUGGGAAAGUCCACAGAAACUCACACCAGUCCUCGGCGAAAACUGCCGAGUUUCCCGCCUGAAAAACCCCAAAAGGAAGAUUCUACUGCUGGCCCAGUGAAUCUGGAGUCGCCAGGUGAUCAAAGCGACCAGAAAACAAAGCUCGUGAAUCUCUGGAUCAUAUCACUUUUCAUCAAAGUCCUUCUAUUUGUGGGAUACCACUCAACAGACUUUGAUGUCCACAGAAACUGGCUUGCAAUCACGAACAAGCUUCCAAUUCUGCAGUGGUACACAGAAAACACGUCACAGUGGACUUUGGACUACCCUCCAUUCUUUGCAUACUUUGAAUGGGCCUUGUCGCAGUUUGUGCCGUCUGUGGUGGCCCAGGAUGGAUGCUUGGAUAUUGUAGAGAAGGGCAUGUAUGGGUUCCCAACUGUGGUUUUUCAGCGCACCACCGUCAUUUUGAGCGAGGUGGUCUUAUUCUUAGCGCUCCAGAAAUAUAUUGAUAGCUUUAAGGGCCAGAUCGGCCGCAGCAGGGCGCUCGUGGUUGCCCUGAGUCUUGUUCUCUCUCCCGGCUUACUUAUAAUCGAUCAUAUUCAUUUCCAGUACAACGGCAUGAUGUAUGGGCUUCUUGUGUUGGUGAUUGCCUAUGCGCGCCAGGAGCAAUUCUUGUGGUGCGGCUUCUGGUUCAGUGUACUUCUUUGCUUCAAGCACAUCUAUUUGUACUUGGCGCCUGCCGUGUUUAUCUUCUUGUUGCGUGCGUACACUUUGAACCUUCAGUAUGACACCAAAAAGAGCUUUUUCCACAAUGCAAUCCGUUUUGUUCGCUGGACAAAUCUUCUCAAAUUGGGCUCCGUCGUUAUUUCCGUUUUCGCGGUGGCUUUCGGUCCAUUCGUGUAUCACAACAAAAUACCAAACCUUCUCGAGAGACUCUUUCCGUUCAGCAGAGGCUUGACACAUGCAUACUGGGCUCCUAAUGCGUGGGCCGUGUAUCUGUUCAUGGACAGAAUUCUAAUUCAAGUGUACAAGAGAAUCCCACUCUCGAGGCUUCCAUUGCAUAAGAUAUUCCAUUUCAAUAUUGCGGCAUUGGAAAAUGAAGACCUUCUUAAUUCAGCCACUCGGGGAAUUGUCGGAGACAUUGAAUUUUUCAUUUUGCCCACGAUCACUCCAGGCUUGUCAUUUUUGUUGACUCUCUUUUAUCAGAUCAUGGCUCUCAUUCCUCUUUUCAUCCAACCCACAUAUGAGCGAUUUGUAGGUGCUCUCACUCUUUGCGGCUACGCCUCAUUCCUUUUCGGAUGGCAUGUCCACGAAAAAGCGAUUCUCAUAGUCAUCUUUCCAGCCACUUUUCUCGUUCUCAAGGAUAUCAGAUUGUUAAAUUGCUUCAGCCUUUUGGCUUCAUGCGGAUAUGUUUCGUUAUUCCCACUCAUUUAUACAUGUGAAGAAUGGCUCAUCAAGAUCCUUUACACUCUUCUUUGGUAUAUCAUCUACUACUUCAGUUUCAGAAAGGUUGCGAGUGUCACCUCUGAAUCUUAUUCCCGAAAUGCUGGCGGUAUUUUCCUCGUGGAACGAAUGAGCUCAUUGUAUGUGUUGGGACUUAUACCAAUGACCAUAAUUGUUUCAUUGAUUGAGCUCUUGAAGACCAAAUUUGUUGUGUUGGAAAAGCUAGAAUUCAUGAAACUCAUGAUUGUCAGUGUUUAUUGUGGAGUGGGGAUAAUUGGAUCCUGGAACCGCUUCAAUUGGCUCUACUUUCUUGACGAGAGCAUUUGGCAAAGGACAAAGUAA
Australozyma saopauloensis is the source of this 1761-nucleotide messenger RNA. It is a transcript of the gene ALG8, whose product is annotated as dolichyl-P-Glc:Glc1Man(9)GlcNAc(2)-PP-dolichol alpha-1,3-glucosyltransferase. The record is from RefSeq and is a predicted model, not a curated record. Gene Ontology annotation, molecular function: dolichyl pyrophosphate Glc1Man9GlcNAc2 alpha-1,3-glucosyltransferase activity. NCBI's taxonomy places the organism in Eukaryota, Fungi, Ascomycota, Pichiomycetes, Serinales, Metschnikowiaceae. The transcript has a single exon. Gene Ontology annotation, biological process: protein N-linked glycosylation. The coding region runs from base 1 to 1761 and encodes 586 amino acids. Gene Ontology annotation, cellular component: endoplasmic reticulum membrane.